UAUUGAAUACUACUAAAGCAUAUUUUUAGCACACAGACACUUGAGGAAGUCUAAGUUAUCCACUGGCCAACCAUAAGCAAAAGGGGAUCGAUCUUUUACUUAUCAGUCUUUAGGCGGCAUCUCUUAUCCUUUUUUUUUCUGAAAUAGCAGCUGCUUGGUUGUUGUUGUUGUUUUAUCAAGGGAGGGAGACAUCUAUUCUUCAUUUCAUGCUAUUUCGUUUAACUCAAAUACGCUUGGUGGCGCAUUGGUUUUGCGGCCACCAGUAUCGUCACCGAUUCAUGCGAGACAAACGGUUUCACCCGUCAUACGAAGCGGCGCACUCCUCCCGCAAUCGCUUCAGUAGGAGGAAGCACUUCAAAACCAACCGCUGGAAUUACACCCAAGCUUAUAAGGACAUGCCGUAG
Phytomonas sp. EM1 is the source of this 404-nucleotide messenger RNA. Lineage: Eukaryota; Euglenozoa; Kinetoplastea; Trypanosomatida; Trypanosomatidae. The record is from the annotation of a GenBank genome assembly.